Dracunculus medinensis (Guinea worm) is the source of this 240-nucleotide messenger RNA. The record is from the annotation of a GenBank genome assembly. NCBI's taxonomy places the organism in Eukaryota, Metazoa, Nematoda, Chromadorea, Rhabditida, Dracunculidae.
AUGAAUUCCUGUACACUUUUAUUAAUUGCAUCAGUAACAAUGUUUACAUCUUGUGAAAGCUUUUGGUGGAAUAACAGAAACUAUAUAAGAUUUCGAAAACCGGAUGAUGUUUGGCAACCGCCAUUCCGAACAAUAAUGUGUGGUUCUUUUCCAUUGAAAGUUCGUUUAGACGCCGAUGUCGAGGAAGUAUGUAAAGGAUACUUGGAACGUCUCCGUACGAUCGGAGAACUUUACGACUGA